This is a messenger RNA of Pundamilia nyererei, 4034 nucleotides long. RefSeq names its product zinc finger protein 135-like. The coding region runs from base 188 to 1417 and encodes 409 amino acids. The record is from RefSeq and is a predicted model, not a curated record. The transcript is spliced from 3 exons. Gene Ontology annotation, biological process: regulation of transcription by RNA polymerase II. Lineage: Eukaryota; Metazoa; Chordata; Actinopteri; Cichliformes; Cichlidae. Gene Ontology annotation, molecular function: DNA-binding transcription factor activity; RNA polymerase II cis-regulatory region sequence-specific DNA binding.
AAUGCAAUAGAAGAAGGAAAGCGGAAGUGACGCGACUCUUACUAUUUAGCAGCGUCUUCAGUGUCCGAGAGUUUAAGGAGAGACGAACUGCAGCCGAAGAAAUCUCGGAAAUUGAAAAGACAUCAGUGAAGAGAUCAGCAGACUGUUGGAUAUCCGAGAUAAAGUCACACAGACCUCCCACAACAACAUGAAGUGUGAGGAAGAGGAGGGUCUGGAUGACCAGCAGGUCUGUAACCAGGAGAGAAAUUCCAGUCUGAACAAGCAGAGCCCAGAGCUCCCACAGAUUAAAGAGGAACAGGAGGAAGUCUCCACCACUCAGGAUGUAGACUCGCUUGUAGUGAAGCAGGAGGCUGAAGGAAUCAUCGUCUGGACUGGGGAAGAGCGGCUCAGACUACUGGAUACAAUCUGGAAAUGUGAAAAACAUGACAAAGACUUCCUGCAACAACAUGUCUGUAAGCAAGAGGAGGAUCUGGAUGACCAGCAGGUUUUUAACCAGGGGGGCAACUUGAGUCUUGACCAGGAGGACCCAGAGCUUCCACAGAUUAAAGAGGAACCAGAGGAACUCUGCACUAGUCAGGUGCUUGUGCUGAAGGUCGAGACUGAUACCUUUAUGGUGACUUCUACUUAUGAGGAACCUGAACCAAACAGUGACCAGCUUCUUUCUUACAACUCUCCUGAACCAGAAAGUCGAGAUGAGGAUGAAAGUGAGCAUGUAGACUCAGGAUCAAAUAGAAAUGCAAAGCCUGAGAAGAGAGGACAUCACAGAAACAGUAACACAGCAGACAGCUGUCCUGUGUCAGAGAGUCAGUGUGAAACUGACACAAGUAAAAAGUCUUUAAAAUGUGACACUUGUGGAAAAACCUUUGAAUAUAAAUACAAACUGACAAAACACCAGAGAGUCCACACAGGUGAGAAGCCACAUUCUUGUAGCACUUGUGGAAAAAUUUUUAGUUACAUGUCUGCGUUAAAAACUCACAUGAGAAGUCACACAGGUGAGAAGCCAUAUUCUUGUAGCAUAUGUGGAAAAAUAUUUAGUUACCUGUCUGCAUUAAAAACUCACAUGAGAAGUCACACAGGUGAGAAACCACAUUGUUGUAGCACAUGCGGGAAAAGGUUCAGUGAUCUGAUGAACUUGAAAUCUCAUAUAAGAGUCCAUACUGGUGAGAAGCCAUAUUCCUGUAGCACCUGUGGAAAAAGAUACAGUGAUAGGACGAACUUGAAAACUCACAUGAGAAUUCACACAGGUGAGAAGCCAUAUUCCUGUAACCUCUGUGGUAAAAGAUACAGUGAUAGGACAAACUUGAAAACUCACAUGAGAACGCACACAGGUGAAAAGCCAUACUUCUGUAGCGCCUGUGCGAAAAGAUUCACUUAUAGGAUACAGUUGAGAAGACACAUGAAAAUCCAUGUUGGUUAAAAGCUUCCUUCUUAGAUAAUGUUUGAAAGCUGUUAGGUGGAACAGUUUAAUAGUGGAGCACAUGUUCAUGAGGAACCAAAUCACUUCAAAGCCUGAAGGAAGGGCUCAUACCAUUUUUAGGUCAAUAUGGUAUAUAUCAUGUCUAGAAUAGUAAUUAACUCUACUCUCUGAAUUGUUUAUUCCAAUUGUUAGCCUUUUUUUGUAUAAGGAAAACACUGAUUUUACAGCCAUCCAUCCCUUUUAUGGCACUUUUCCAGGGCCAAAUGUUAGGGCACGCAGUCUAGGCAGAGAAUUAUAGACAUCACUCAUCCUGACAACCUGCUUCAGCUCAUUUGGGGGACACCAAGGCAUUAGGUUCUAGGUUAGCGAUAAUACAUAAUUUCUGUAGUGUGGCCCGGGUCUGCCCUUGGGCCCCUUUGUGUUGGAACACCUCACCUAGGAAAAGCUCAGGAGGCAUCCUAUUCAGAUGUCUGAGCCACCUCAAUUGGCUGCAUGCCACAUUAUUUUUAUUAUUUAAGUCGUGUACAUAGAACAAGAUACAAAGCCUUAAAACGUGUUAAAAACACAACAGCCUUGAUAAACAUGGAGCAGUUAGGAUCUAAAAGCAGGGUUCAUCACGUCAUCACUUAAAGACCAGAUGACAACAAGCCAGAUACCCCAUGCUCCUAUGAGGAUAAAGGGCUGGACCUGAACCUGUGGUUCAAUUAACACAGUCAUUUCUCUUGUACCCUGGCAUAGAUCUUUCCAGGAGUCAGAAUAAUGUGUUGCCUCUGUAAUUGGAGCACAUCUUCCAGUCCCCCCUUCUUAGGCUACCACUCCAGUCAGAGUUGUAGCCUUAGAUUGAAAAAGCAGAGAGGUGUGUCAGCCAAGAAAGUGCCACAACAUUCAGAGUGUUGAGAAACUCAUGGUGAAUCUCAUCCACCCCAGCAGCCCUGCCACCAAGGAGUUGUUUAACUACCUCAAUGACCUCAGCCCCAGUUACGGGCAAGUCAUCCCCCUAGUUUCCAGACUCUACUUCAUGUACAGAAAGCAUGUCAGUGGGAUUCAGAAAAUCCUUCAGGUUGUCUAUUUCUUGUUUCCUCAGUUCAAGUCAGCAGCACCCCACCCAUACUAUACACCAUAUGAGUACAGCACCACUUUGCCCUCCUGAGUCACUUGGUAGUUUGCCAGAAUCUCUUUGAGGGAGAUCAAAAGUCUUGUUUCAUGGAUUAACCAGACUCCUGCACCAGAGAUUUUGUUUCAGCUUCUUCCAGAGCCACACUCUGCUUGGCCCAGUGGAAUCUGUUUCCUUUGGAAUCCCACAGGAUAACCACAGGAGCUCUUUCAGUUUGACAACUCCCUUCAUCUUGGUUAUUCACCAUCUGUUCAGGGAUCACCCCAUAACAGGCAACUCCCAGCCAUAGCUCCGUGCAGGUGCCUCAACAGUGAAGGUGCAGAACAUGGUCCACUCAGACUCAAUGUGCCCAGGCUUCCUCAGAAAACUGCUACUUGAUCCAUCUCACCACCAGGUGGUGAUCAGUUGGCAGCUCUGUUCCUCUAUUCACUCAUGUGUCCAAGACCACCAAUAAAACAUUGACAAAAUCUAUCCUUGACCUUUGACCUGGGGUGUCCUAGUACCACAUGCACUUAUGCGAAUAACUUAUGCUCAGACAUGGUGGUUGGCACAAAAGUCCAGUGACAAAACAUCACAAAAAAAUCACACCCCUCUAAUGUUCAUGUCUACAUGAUAUUGCACACUAAAGUCUAAAAAUAGGAAAAUAAAUUGUCCAGAUGUGUCACUUUCCAGCACCCCACCUACUGACUUUAAUAAAGCUGGAUAUUCUGAACUGUCAUUCACCUAUAAUCAGGACCAGGACCUGUUCCCUGACCCAAAGGUGCAGGGGAAAAGACACACUCGUCCACUGGGAAAACCCUAUUGUACAGACAGUGAACUUGGUGGGAUAUUAGUAUACCCAUCCCUGCCUGUUGCCUUUCUGUGUAUGGGGAAUCUAGAGUUUGGAAGAGUCUGGAACAUCUCCAGAGCCUGAGCCAUGCAUUCAGGUGAACCUUACUAUGUCUAUAUCCAGUCCCUCUCAAUCUCAUGCACUAGCUCAGAUUUAUGUCCUACCAGAGAGGUGACAUUCUAUUUGUCAACUUCAGUUUUCCUACCAUGAGCCAGGGUUACAACUCCUGGAGCCUCUGCCCUUCACUGCGACCCAAAAUGCAUUGCACCCGCCCUCUACAGUGCUUUCUGCAGGUGCGGAGUCUGCAAGAGCCCCAUGGGUUAAGGUGUGCCCACCAGGUGUUCUCUCUUAAGCCUCCUCCCUAGGCCUGGCAUAGGGAUAGGCACCAGUAUCCAUGUCCUGGGCAGGGUGACCUGGUCCCUUGUUUUUCCUUGCUUCAAAGGGGUCACCUAAAUCGCUCAUCGCUGGCCCCUCACACAGGAACAAUUUGCCUGGGAGACCCUACCAGGGCCAAGCCUCUGACAUCAUAGCCACUGUGAUCACUGGGACAAACAAGCCCGGCUAAUUUUACAUUUGUCUGUAUUUGUACUUUUGUUAUUCUUUUAAGUUGUAGAGGUGAUACUAAAAACAUAUAAAACAGCUUAAAACAGCUGUACAUUGAAGUUCUUAAUCGU